Molecule: messenger RNA, 2133 nt
Organism: Paramecium tetraurelia
Lineage: Eukaryota; Ciliophora; Oligohymenophorea; Peniculida; Parameciidae
Exons: 5
Source: RefSeq, a predicted model, not a curated record
AUGCAAAUAAGUUCAUUGGCUCAGGCUCUUCAAAGGAAUGAACUAUAUGAUCCCAAUAUUCAUUAUGAUAGUUUAUUAUUAAGAUAUCUGUAUGCUAAUAAAUUUGAUAUCCAAUCCUCUUUAGAUCAAUUGGCAUAAACAAGCAACAUUUUGUUUUAACCUGGUUAUCUAGAUUUAAGUAACGAUGUCGAAGCCUUAUAUUAUAAAGGAGCUAUAUAUAUAGAGGGCAGGACAAGAAAUCAUAUCCCUUGCAUUGUAAUUUCAACAAAAUUAGUAGAUGAUUUAGCUUUAUUUGAAAGAGCAGCUGUCAUCCUGUGUGCAAUAGUAGAAGACUAUAUGUUCUACCCAGGUAAGGUGGAGAACUGGAUUGCUGUAAUUUAAACUAAAGAUUAGAGCGCAUAUAAGAUGCCAUUAGAUAAGAUAUUUUAGAUAAUUAAAGUGUUAUAAACAUGUUUUCCUAACACAUGCGAAAGUAUCUAUAUCUUAAAUACUACAUUGUCAAUUAAUCUAUUAUGGUCCUAAAUAGAAGAAUACAUUGAUCCAGUUACAUUAAAUAAGAUAAGAUUUUUGAAGGACAAAGAAUUAGGAAUCCUUUCUAAUCAAUUUGAUCCCAACCAUUUGGAGUAUUCUUUGGGUGGUUAGAAAGUACUCUAAUCAUAUUGGCCACCUGAUCCAAAUGACUACUUUUACGAUUUGCCUCAAUAAUAAUAACAACCAACAUAUGAAGAGGAGCCUUAAGUAUUUUUCUCUUAACCAACUAACAAUUUAUAAUACCUUAAUUAAGCUCCUCCUUUAGAAAUUCCACCUCCACCUAUAAAUAAUCAAGCAUCACAACCUAAUAUUAUAAAAUAGCCUAUUAUUGCCCAAUAACCUUAAUAAUCCUAAUAACCCUAACAACCUUAAUAACCUUAAUAACCUUAAUAACCCUAAUAACCAGGAUAACCCUAAUAACCAGAAUAACCACCUCCACCAGAGAAGAAAAAAAAGUGUAUUUGUGUUAAGUGUUCUAGAGAUCUUGAAGAAGUUGCAUCCCAACCUCGCCAACCUAAAUAAUUAGAAACUUCAAACGGUGGAUAAAAAUAACCUUCUUAAUAAAAAAUAUAAGUACAAGCAACUCAAGGAUAAAAAUAACUGGAUGACACCUAUAUACCUUAUGAGAGAAAAUAUGACAGUGUUCUUAAUGAUUCAUAUUUAACUAACCCUUAAAAUGAAAAAUUGUUGCAAGAGAACAGUUAAACUAAUAAACCAUUAUUCGGAGGCAAUUCCUUCAAUGCCAAUUAAGAUUAAUAAUAAUAAUAACCAAAUUAAAUAUCAAAUAAACCAUCAUUUAACAAUCCAUUUUAUGGGUCUGAUUCAAUGAAGGGAUCUUAACAAUUAGAAUACAAACAGAUACCAUAAUAAUAAGAUAAAGUAAAUUAGGAAAUAUAAGCUAAUAUAGAUGAUCUCAUAUUGAAUGAUAAGCCUGAUUAUUAGCCCAAAUACGUCAGUAAACAUAGCAGACAAUAUUAAACUUCUCAAUCUAGUCGGUUCAGCAAUACUGGUCCUAACCCUUAUAAUAAUAUUUACAAUCCUUAGAACCCAUCUUUGUAUUCACAAGUACCAGCAACAUAGUUAAACCCAUCUUCAUAAUAUAUACCAACCAUCCCUUUUGAACCCUAGAGUUAAUAGUAAAUUCCAAAGCCAAUUUAAAAUGAUGGGGUUUUAUAGUAGCCUGUGCAAGUACAGGAGUAUGAUUACAACUUUAUUAAUAAUCAAUCCUAUUAUGCUCCUCAGAUUUCAAGUGAUCCUAAAAAGAAGUACGAUUUCAGUUAAUGGGAUAAAUAUAAUGAUACCAAUGAUCCAUUUCCAGUCUAAUCAUAUGUAUCUCCCUCGAAUGACUACGUUAAUCCUUAUUUAUCAUCAGUUCCAUACAAAAAUAACAUUGGGAGUGUCGAAGAUUAUAACUACUUGUAUGAUAACUCAGGUGAUUAUAAACCUGGAGAGUUUCGACCAUCCACUUACAAUUUCACUCCAUAUGAUUUCAAGCAAAGUGAUCAAUAAUAUUAGCCUAGAGUUGAAAGUACUACAAAAUCAAAUGGAGCACCCUAGCUGUAUCAAUAGAGACCUGGAUAGCAAGCUUGUGAGAUCUUUUGA